Molecule: messenger RNA, 315 nt
Organism: Parus major (Great Tit)
Lineage: Eukaryota; Metazoa; Chordata; Aves; Passeriformes; Paridae
Product: ubiquitin-activating enzyme E1 Y
Exons: 2
Coding region: 37-294 (85 amino acids)
Biological process (GO): DNA damage response; protein ubiquitination; ubiquitin-dependent protein catabolic process
Cellular component (GO): cytoplasm; nucleus
Molecular function (GO): ubiquitin activating enzyme activity
Source: RefSeq, a predicted model, not a curated record
CCCACAAGUGCCCCCCACCCCCGGGCAGGGCUGUACAUGGACCGGCGCUGCGUUUAUUACCGGAAGCCGCUGCUGGAGUCGGGCACGCUGGGCACCAAGGGCAACGUGCAGGUGGUGAUCCCGUUCCUGAGCGAGUCCUACAGCUCCAGCCAGGACCCCCCCGAGAAGGCCAUUCCCAUCUGCACCCUCAAGAACUUCCCCAACGCCAUCGAGCACACGCUGCAGUGGGCGCGUGACGAGUUCGAGGGGCUCUUCAAGCAGCCGGCCGAGAACGUCAACCAGUACCUGAUGUGAGUGGGGGGCACCCCAAAACCC